Molecule: messenger RNA, 407 nt
Organism: Cokeromyces recurvatus
Lineage: Eukaryota; Fungi; Mucoromycota; Mucoromycetes; Mucorales; Mucoraceae
Exons: 3
Coding region: 1-324 (107 amino acids)
Biological process (GO): DNA-templated transcription; termination of RNA polymerase III transcription
Cellular component (GO): RNA polymerase III complex
Molecular function (GO): nucleic acid binding; zinc ion binding; DNA-directed RNA polymerase activity
Source: RefSeq, a predicted model, not a curated record
AUGUUAUUUUGCCCUAAUUGCGCAAAUUUACUUUUAAUCGAGAACGACGGAGGACAAGCAUUUUUUUGUCAAUCAUGUCCGUAUGUUUAUAGCAUUCAAUCGAGACAUACUUCUCGUAAAGAAUUAAAAAGAAAAGAAGUGGAUGAUGUAUUAGGUGGUGCUGAUGCAUGGAAGAAUGUUGAUACUACAGAAGUUACUUGCCCUAAAUGUGAACACGAUAAAGCUUACUUUAUGAUGAUUCAAAUUCGUUCAGCUGAUGAACCUUCAUCUAUUUUCUAUAAAUGUUGCAAUGAUGAUUGUGCCCACCAAUGGCGUGAAGGAUAAUUAGACAUCAAGGUUAUUAUUAUUAUUAGAUUUAUUUUUUCAGAUACCUCCUUAUUGUAUAUUAUUAUUUUAUUAAACUGAUG